Messenger RNA from Pogona vitticeps (central bearded dragon), 2669 nucleotides. RefSeq names its product chloride intracellular channel 4 (gene CLIC4). Lineage: Eukaryota; Metazoa; Chordata; Lepidosauria; Squamata; Agamidae. The record is from RefSeq and is a predicted model, not a curated record.
GUCUCUUCCAGCUGUUUUUUUUCCCCCCGCGCGGGUCCCGCCUUGCACGGCGGAGCGGAGAGGCCGAGAAGAGCGCGCCCCCCCUUCCCACGCCUGCGCACGGCUGAGGAGCCAAGACCGGCCGAAGGAAGCAAGCAAGCAAGCAAGCUCCCUUGACCGAGAGAGAGGGGCGUCGUCGUCGGAAGUCUCCACCCGAAGGGAAAAAAGCUGAGAAAGAGCAUGGCGCUCUCGGUGCCGGUCAACGGGGUGAAGGAGGAGGGCGGCGGCGACAAGGAGCCCGUCAUCGAACUCUUCGUCAAGGCUGGCAGUGAUGGUGAAAGCAUAGGCAACUGCCCUUUUUCUCAAAGACUCUUCAUGAUCCUGUGGCUUAAAGGAGUGGUAUUUAGUGUUACAACAGUUGAUUUGAAAAGGAAGCCUGCUGACCUUCAGAACUUGGCUCCAGGGACCCACCCACCUUUCAUCACAUUUAAUAAUGAAGUGAAGACCGAUGUCAACAAGAUUGAAGAGUUUCUUGAAGAUGUCCUCUGCCCACCUAAGUAUUCAAAGCUUUCAGCCAAGCAUCCAGAAUCAAACACCGCUGGAAUGGACAUCUUUGCCAAAUUUUCGGCAUUUAUCAAGAAUUCCAAACCCGAAACAAAUGAAGCCUUGGAGAGGGGCCUGCUGAAGACUCUGCAGAAGUUGGAUGAUUACCUGAACACACCUCUCCCUGACGAGAUUGAUGAAAACAGCAUGGAGGACGUCACCGUUUCCACUCGCAAAUUUCUGGAUGGUGAUGAGAUGACACUAGCAGAUUGCAACUUGUUGCCCAAGCUGCAUAUUGUCAAGGUUGUAGCCAAAAAGUAUCGAAACUUCGAUAUUCCCAAGACAAUGACCGGGAUCUGGAGAUACCUGAGUAAUGCCUACAGCCGGGAUGAAUUUACCAACACUUGUCCAGGAGACAAAGAGAUUGAAAUAGCAUACAGCGAUGUAGCGAAGAGACUCACGAAAUAAGCAGCAUUUCACACAUGUGUAACAAAAAGCUUCUUUUAACAGACUGCUCCCUUUUUGGCCCUUUUUACAAUAGUGAUUUACUUUGCUUGUACUUGCAGUUAUUCAGUGUUACGUGACACAUACACCAGUUACCGUACUUUCUUUUAAAUAAUGCAAACAAAUUUUAUGCCACUCACACGUUUUGCCUCCCAGAAUAAGGUUAAUGUUGCAGAUAGCAGUUCUGGAACUGGGUCUAUAGAUUCAGACCGCUUUAGUCUGGAUCCCGGUUCACAUAGUCAGGGGAACCAAGGGAAAAAGAUUUCACUUGACUGACCACUUUAGGUGAUGGGAACAAGGUGUAUGUUUGAGCACUUUUUCGAUAUUAAGCUGUCUGGUUAGGGAAAUGGGUUCAGCCAACCUUUCCUUGAUGUUCUUUCCUUUGGGGAAUGGUUCCGUAGCCUUCCCCAACCCCUCUGCCUAAGUGGGUUCAGCCUAGGGAAAGGGUUACCUCUUCAGAUUGCAGAUCCUAUAAAUGGGCCUUUCAGAUUUCAAAAUCUGCCUGGUGUUCUCAGGUAGAAGCCCUUCUUGGUGGCGGAUCCGGGACAGCUUGGGUAUUCUUGGGUGGUCUUUAGGCAGUUUCAUGUACCAGAGCAAAGAACUCUGAAACAUUCUGUGUAAUGGUCUCUCUGAAAUGUAGACCAGAAUCUCUUACUGCCUCACCAAGAAAGACUUGCAAAAUACUUGGGGCAACAUCUUGCAGAGAUCUUCACUCACAAUAGAAAAGGCACAUAUAUACAUAUAUAUUAAAAUAUCGGGAACUGUUCACAGACAUUGGGAGAUCUCUGUCUCAACUGUGCUCUUUGGAAGUUGCAGGGUGAGAGGUGAAAGUUUGCUAUUUUGCUGUGGCCCUCCAGUUGAUAGGAUGGGAAUUUGGAGAUCUCCUUUGGGGGCGCCCUAUACAUAGGACGUUGGCUCUUUUAUAAUGAAGCACAAUAGCACCAAGUGGCUUCUUAUUAAGGCACUAAGAGACUUGUCAAUAGGAUUUAUUUCUGAAGUAUCUGCUGGUCAAAAACUGACCUAUCCGACAGUGUUAGAUAAGUAUCACCUUUCUGUUCCAGAAGUAACUUGGUCUUUUAUGUUGCUGGUUAUUGAAGUGCUGCGAUUGGAUUCUGAAGAUACUUCUGUCUCACUUUGAUAAAAUCAGAAUCUUGCUAAGAGCUAUUUUAUUUUUAAUUACGUGCAAGUGACCUUCCAAAACCAGCUUCUUUGCCUUACUGGGCUAUAUGCAUAAUUCCAUCAUGAUGAUUCUCUACUUUCAGGUAAGGCGAAUAUGAAGUUGCCAGUCCCUCCAUUGUUAGCAUCUUCAUUCUGACUUGACCAGUAGUUGCAUAUUUACCAGCUCUUGUCGUUUUUUUAUGACAUAAUCAUUAUAUGUUAGAAGUUGUCUGGAUUUUUCUAUAACAACGUGAAAGAACGGUGCUGCCAUUUAAAAGCGCAAAAGUUGUGUUACAAAAUCUGAGGGGGUUUUUUUCUGAAUAAAAAGAAAGUCCAGGUUUUGAGGCACAAAGUAACCUUUUCAUUGAUUCUAAAUGCCAUCAGAAACUACUCCAAAGAAGAUCAGUCUUGCCAGCAUAUUUUUAUAUCCUUUGCAACAACGUUUAUCCUUUUUUAAACAAAAUAUAAGAACAGUUGCUAUCUGA